UUUCUCUGAUUUUAUUACCCCCAUUCAAUUGCAUCAUCUGAUUCUUGUCCGGCUUUACUCUUUCCAGCCUUGUUGUGUGCCCUUCAUCUUUCACUCUAUCCUCCAUCCCUCGCUCAAUCUUCAACCUCAUAUUUUCUUUUCUCAAACAAUGAACCCGUCAACGCUUUCUCCUAUCAGCCUUCGAUCCCCGCAACAACCCAAACCACAUUCAAUUAGCAGUGCAUACAGUUCCGAUGAGCUCCCCAAUAUUGUACCACAGCGCCCACCUCGGUCAGAUCGACAAAGGGCCGACUCAACCUCUUCUCCAACUAUCUCUGGUGCUCAAUAUUAUCAAUAUUAUUAUUCGCAAAGACAGCAGCAACAAUAUGAACAAUACAUGUCUUCCUCACCUCCAUCCUCAAGACCCUCACCUCGAUCGACACCAAACUCGUACGCCAUGUCAUAUCCUUCGCAACCAUCCUCACCUAUGAGCUUUCAGUUACCGCCUUCAGCACUUUCACCUGCUAAAGAUGAUAUGCCUCGGUCGGGUUCCAUCUCACAUCAGCCCAGCAGGGCAAACUCUACACUAGGUAUUCAGAUUCCUCAGCUACAAGCCUCUUCCUCUUUAGUCUCGCCAUCAUAUAGGACACCACGCAUGUCGCCUGGACUAAGCAGUGCUAGCGGUAGUGCUAGUGAUAGUGUUGUAGGUGGAAGUAGUACUUCAUCAGGAGGAGCAGGAGUAGGGGCAGGGGUAGGAGAGCUAUCCGUGUCUACUCUUUCCACUAUGCCACCACUCGCCCUUCCAGGAUCAUUUCUGGAAGAGCAAUCUGAUUACGCAGAGUACUAUUCAGAUGUAGGAAUCAUCUCCCAACAACAGGAAGAUCUCCAGCAAAGGCAAUUUCGACAACAUUAUCAGAACGCGUUGCUAUCGAUACCCAUUAGUCCUCAUCAAACAAUACAUCGUCAGCAACCAACUGUAGCAGAAUACUCGCCGCAACACCUGAAUGUCUCCAUGUUCUUGCCAUCACCCAUGAUGAGUCCAACAACGCCUCCAUUCACAGGUGAUUUCUCAGCUUUAAGUCUUGAUGAUUCGGCAUCCAACAGGCUUUCAGUUGCACCUCAUCCCCUGACAGAGGACACACAGGCCUAUCCGGAGGGCUAUUACCAAGGACGCCCCCAUAUACCCAUAGAAUCCUUCCUGAUGCCUACACAGGAACAAUAUCCUCCUGAUCGCGAUUGGAAAGUCUUUUGUUCACUUGCUGCCCCACAAUCUCGGCAAUGGAAGCACGAAGGAUGAUAUGAAGGAUGAGCGUGCAAUUCUUCAAUAUCCGAUCCUGACUAUCAAGGAAAUCAGUUACAGUGAGUACGACGAUACUUUCUCAUUAACUUUUGGAACAACGCUUCGUCAGCGGCGAGUUGUUAUGACGCUCGUCUCUUCAAGGGCUCGUGAAAUCAUCAUCGCU
Molecule: messenger RNA, 1442 nt
Organism: Lobosporangium transversale
Lineage: Eukaryota; Fungi; Mortierellomycota; Mortierellomycetes; Mortierellales; Mortierellaceae
Exons: 3
Coding region: 149-1276 (375 amino acids)
Source: RefSeq, a predicted model, not a curated record